Messenger RNA from Exophiala dermatitidis NIH/UT8656, 777 nucleotides. RefSeq names its product 3-oxoacyl-[acyl-carrier protein] reductase. NCBI's taxonomy places the organism in Eukaryota, Fungi, Ascomycota, Eurotiomycetes, Chaetothyriales, Herpotrichiellaceae. Bases 1 to 777 code for a protein of 258 amino acids. The transcript is spliced from 2 exons. The record is from RefSeq and is a predicted model, not a curated record. Gene Ontology annotation, molecular function: oxidoreductase activity, acting on the CH-OH group of donors, NAD or NADP as acceptor.
AUGCCCUCCGUCCUGAUUGUAGGAGCCACUCGUGGCCUUGGUAAGGCCUUGGUCUCGUACUAUGCCAACCACCUUUCAUACACGGUGUACGCCACCUCACGGUCCUCGAAUGCUCCAUCUGACCUACAGGGUGAGAAUGUCUCUUGGAUCACCAAUAUCGACCUUUCCAAAUCCAGUUGCGGACAUGACCUGGCGGCAGCUCUCAAAGGCAAACGAGUUGACACCGUUAUCAUUACCGCUGGUUAUUUCGUGACUGAGGACUUUGGUGAGGCCAAAUGGAACGAGCAGGUCAAAAUGUACACACUCUCCUCAAUUGCGCCGGUCUUUGUGGUGCAAGAAUUAGUCAAGGCUUCCGUCUUGGCGCACGGGAGCAAAGUCGUGCUCGUGUCGUCCGAGUCCGGGUCGAUCACCUUGAGACAUGAGCAGGAGGGUGGCGGUAACUAUGGGCACCAUGGCUCCAAAGCUGCUUUGAACAUGGUGACCAAACAGUUGUCGUUUGACCUCAAAGACCGAGGCAUUACGGUCGUCUCAGUCCAUCCUAGUUUCAUGAGGACUGAAAUGACCAAGGGAGUUGGAUUCGACCAGUUCUGGGAUGCCGGGGGUGCGCUCGAUCCGGCGGAUGCUGCCCGAAUACUGGCUGACUGGGUCGAAAACGAACUUACACUGGACAAAACUGGCACAUAUUGGGCUCCUAGAGGGACCCGGGACAUUGGCAACUGGGACGUCGUGAUGGGCAAAGAGACCGCAAAAGAAGGACCCGUCCAGCUGCCAUGGUAA